CGGAGCAAAGGGCCGGGGCGUGGAUUUCGCGGCCGGCUAAAGAGUGCCGGAGGAAGCCUAGGUUGUAAUUCCACCUGGAGCUCUUUGCCGGGGCUGCAGCGGUGGGGCGACCCAGCGGGGAAGAGCGGCCUCGCGUCGAGCCAGGGAGGCGCACCUAAGCUAUCGGCGAAAGCGGGAUGGAGGAGGAGGAGGCUAAAACAAAUAACCAGCAGGAGCUCCUGCAGAGAAGGAAAAAUGCAAUCUUAGUGGAUGGUGUAAUUUUAAAUGGCCCAGUAGCAGAUGCAAAAGCAGGAGAAAAAUUUGUGGAAGAGGCCAGUAAGAUUAUUAUGGAAGAGGUGAUAAAGAAGGCUGCUGAUGUAUCAGAAAAGGUGUGUGAAUGGCACCCUCCUGAAAAGCUGAAAACUCUUCUUGAUUUGGAAUUGAAAGACCUAGGAGAGACACAUCAGAAACUCUUGCAGUUUUGCCAAGAUGUUAUAAAAUUCAGCGUCAAAACCAAUCAUCCAAGAUUUUUUAAUCAGUUGUAUGCUGGGAUUGAUUAUUACUCUUUAGGGGCACGUUUCAUUACAGAAGCAUUAAACCCAAGUGUAUACACCUAUGAGGUGUCCCCGGUGUUUUUGUUAGUAGAAGAAGUAGUCCUAAAGAAAAUGAUUGAAUUUAUUGGAUGGGAAGAAGGCGAUGGCAUAUUUAAUCCAGGUGGAUCUGUUUCUAAUAUGUAUGCAAUGAACUUGGCAAGGUACAAAUACUGUCCCGAUAUAAAGGAAAAAGGGCUUUCAGGGAUGCCUCGACUGGUUCUCUUUACAUCAGAAGAGUGUCAUUACUCUGUGAAGAAGGCAGCAUCGUUCUUGGGGCUUGGCACACAAAAUGUUUACUUCAUUAAGUGUGAUGAAAGAGGUAAGAUGAUACCUGAGGAACUGGAGAAACAAGUCCAGCGGGCCAGGAAAGAGGGUUCAGCACCAUUUUUUGUCAGUGCUACAGCUGGCACCACAGUUUUGGGCGCAUUUGAUCCUCUGGAUGAAAUAGCUGACAUCUGUGAAAGACAUGACCUUUGGCUGCACGUUGAUGCUUCAUGGGGAGGCUCAGCUUUGCUGUCAAGGAAGCACCGCAGACUACUGCAUGGCAUCCACAGGGCAAAUUCUGUGGCGUGGAAUCCUCAUAAGAUGCUAAUGGCGGGAAUACAAUGUUGUGCUCUUCUAGUGAAAGACAGUUCUGACUUGCUUAAGAGAUGCUACUCUGCCAAUGCCUCAUACUUGUUCCAGCAAGACAAAUUCUAUGACAUCAGCUAUGACACAGGUGACAAGUCAAUCCAGUGCAGCCGAAGAGCAGAUGCAUUCAAAUUCUGGAUGACGUGGAAGGCACUGGGGACAGUUGGCCUUGAGGAGAGAGUAAACAGAGCCCUUGCCUUAGCCAGAUACCUAGUGGAUGAAAUCAAGAAGAGAGAAGGAUUCCAUUUGCUGCUGGAGCCUGAAUAUGCGAAUGUGUGCUUUUGGUACAUUCCACCUAGUUUGAGAAACAUGGGAAAAGGACAUGAAUUCUGGGAGAAGCUCCAUCAUGUUGCACCUGUCAUUAAAGAGAGAAUGGUGAAGAAAGGGAGCAUGAUGUUGGGGUACCAGCCUCAUCAGGGCAAAGUUAAUUUCUUCCGCCAAGUCAUUAUCAGCCCCCAGGUGAUCCGUGAGGACAUAGACUUCUUACUUGAUGAGAUUGACUCACUUGGAAAGGACUUGUAGUUGAUAUUCCACAACACGCUGUGUUUCUUACGUGGGGAUAGAAUUUGUGGAAUAAGAAUGUUAGUGGCAUAAUCAGAAUGUUACUAGGCCAUGUAAUCAAUAACAUGCUCAAAUGACUAAAAUACCAGGGGUAUUGGAAGCCAGUUUUCACUGCUCCUCUAAGAAGAUGCUGAUGCUAUUUGAAGAAGGCAUUUUGUUUCUACUGUUGGCAGGUAUUAGCUAAUAAUUUAAUGUUAAAAGGGUUAGAUUAACUGUUGACAUAAAUUACUUUAAAUUAGUUGAACUGAAAAGACUUAAGACCCUGACAUGGUAGGAUCAGUGUAUCCCAGUGUGUAUGAAGAAGUACCUUCAUAUGUAUUGUGAAAAUUAAAGUUUGGGGUCUUGGGAUUAAUGAGGUUGUGUAGCUACAAGCUCAGCUGUACACUGAUUGUUACCUAUCAAUUUUUCCAGAAAUUUGUAUUAUUUUCUUUAGAGAUAAAAAUGAUGCAAUUUAAGCAUUAUGUUGUUUUCACCUUUUGAAAAACAAUUGCACUUAGUAAAUCACAGUUCAUACCUAACCUAAAACAUCAGCUGAAUACUUCAUGAGCAUUUUAGAGACUUAUUCAAAUUAAAAUUGUGUGUGUGAGUGUGUGUGUAUGUGUGUGUCCUAGAGCUGUAUUUUUUAUACUGCACGACUAUUUAAAAUAAGGAUUAGUGUACUAAUUCCUCCAUUGAUGUGUGUUUUUAGAGAUGUAAAAGUAUUUCAUUUGGGCAGAAUACAAACAUGGAACAAAAAGUAAUGUCUGUAAUAAUUUGAAAUUUGGUUAUAAUAUUGAAAUAAAGACAUAUUUGUGAAGCUGAAAAGAAUGCUUUUAACCUAUUUUCCCCAAUUAAUUCAUUUAUUAUGAUAUGUUUUAACAAACUCAUUUGUUACUCAUAGUCUUGUUUUGGUACUGUAUGUACUUGUGCUGUUGAAUCUGGAGAUUGUUUGUAAUCCUUAAUUUAUUAGAGAUCUGUAUUUUACCUGCUGCUGUCAGAUCUGAAAUAUACAUGCAUCUAAUACACAA
This is a messenger RNA of Pogona vitticeps (central bearded dragon), 2770 nucleotides long. RefSeq names its product glutamate decarboxylase like 1 (gene GADL1). The record is from RefSeq and is a predicted model, not a curated record. Gene Ontology annotation, biological process: carboxylic acid metabolic process. Gene Ontology annotation, molecular function: carboxy-lyase activity; pyridoxal phosphate binding. Gene Ontology annotation, cellular component: cytoplasm. Lineage: Eukaryota; Metazoa; Chordata; Lepidosauria; Squamata; Agamidae.